CGCCCAGAGCGCAUCCUGAGGUUCGCCGGGUGCUGGGCGGCGCGUCCUUCCCGGCGGCGAUCGCGGGUGGCCGCCGGGGAUCCGCGGCUUCCAGGGCCCGGCGGACCCGCCUCCGGGGCGGGCAGGGGCGGGCCCGGGCUCGGGAGCUCCCGCCCCGCUGACCAGGCCGCUCUCCCCUCGCCGGUUGCCGCCCCGGCGUGCAGGGCCCGGACGCCGCCAUGUCGGGCCCGUUCGAGCUCUCGGUGCAAGAUCUCAACGACCUGCUGUCGGACGGCAGCGGCUGCUACAGCCUCCCGAGCCAGCCCUGCAACGAGGUCACCCCGCGGGUCUACGUCGGCAACGCGUCUGUGGCUCAGGACAUCCCGAAGCUGCAGAAACUGGGCAUCACCCACGUCCUGAAUGCAGCGGAGGGCAGGUCCUUCAUGCACGUCAACACCAACGCCAGCUUCUACAAGGACUCUGGCAUCACCUACCUGGGCAUCAAGGCCAACGACACGCAGGAGUUCAACCUGAGCGUCUACUUCGAGAGGGCGGCGGACUUCAUCGACCAAGCCUUGGCUCAGAACAACGGCCGUGUGCUGGUCCACUGCCGCGAGGGGUACAGCCGCUCCCCAACUCUCGUUAUCGCGUACCUCAUGAUGCGCCAGAAGAUGGACGUCAAGUCUGCCCUGAGCAUCGUGAGACAGAACCGUGAGAUCGGCCCCAAUGACGGGUUCCUGGCCCAGCUCUGCCAGCUCAAUGACAGACUAGUCAAGGAGGGGAAGCUGAAACUCUAGGGCUCCCCCAUGGCCUCUUCUCCGGAGCCCUGGUGGAGGCCUCCCUAGCUGCCACCUUUAGGAAACACAAUGUACCCUGCUCCCAGCACCACCAGGCACUUGCCCACAAAUCUGUUCCAACACAGCCCCGGGCCUCUUUCCCCCUGGGAACCCAUAAAGAAGCUUGCUAAGGGACAGUCUUGCUCCCUGGUGUGUCCUAUGCCUGCCGUUUAUGGUGUCCUCUCCUGGAGGUGGGGUCGCGGAGGGGGAAGACCUGUGACAUGCAUGCUUCUGGGUGAGCCAGGGCAGGUCUGUGGAUGUGUGAGAGCUGAGACACUCACAGGGGCCCUCCUGACCGCCCCGACUCCUUACCCCUGGGCCCUGUGCUGAGUGGGGACUGCAGCCCCUCCAGCCUUGUGUAAAGGAACUAUGCAAACUCGGGCCCCCUCACCCCCAUGUGUCUCCCCCUGGCUCCUGCUUGUAGGCAGAGGCUCUCCGUGAAGUGUGAGGCUGGCGUGGGGGAGCCGUCCGUUGUGAGUGGAGAAAUUCCCACGGAGAGACCACAUUUGAACCGUUCCCUUCAGAUUAAAGAUGCCUAGACAGACAAAGAGGCCCUCAGGCGGGCAAACGGUCUCCCCCGGAGGCCUCUCCUGAAUCAGCAGUUUCUAUUGUAAAAUGUGAACCCUUGGGAGGCCACGGGGACAUCGCCCUGGGACUGCGCUCGGUUACCUGGCUUGUUGGGAGAGCCGUGCCUUGGGCACAGUUUAUUUUUCUUUUUUAGAAAACAGGGUGUUGAAGUCCAGCCUAUUUAAAAACCCCACCAUUUGGAGAAUUACAAGGGUUUUGUCCUGAAUUAUAGUGUUGGCGAGCCCAAGCCACUCGUGCUAGCUGCUUUUUGUCUCGGUUGCUAUUCCAAGAACAGGAGGAGGAAGUUGGCCAAUUACAGUGUGUGUGUGUGUGUGUAUGGGGGUGUGUGUAUGGGGUGUGUGUGUGGGUGUGUGUGUCUCAGAAACACAGCCAAAGGAUGGACGAACACAGAGAUGAACGGCUCCAGGCUCACACCCUGUCCACCGUCAGGUCGUUCUGGCUCUCUGGUGCCAGAAAAGAUGCUGGGCACUUUGGAGCAAAAAUGACUCAGCCGGGCAGAAAUGCAGUGUGACGGAGUGGCCAAAUGGAGCCCUUAUUGGUGGUAGAGCAAGCAAGCAAGCAAACAAAAACAACUAUUUUUUAGGAAUGCACUAGCUCACACAUGUGUGCGCCCACCUGUCAGAACACAGGGUUUUCUCUUCAGCAGCCUCGUUAGAACUUCGCAUGAUUGCCGUCAUGGAGAGUGACACCGUGCUGCACACAGGUCCCCAAGCAGCCACGCCCCCAACACCCAGCACCGAGGUGUCUGUUAGAAGUCUGUGCAAUUAAACUUUUUUAUUUUAUUUUUUUUGAGCACCAAAUAUACGUAGGGCAUUGUUGUGGUGGGUGUAUCGAGCUCCCAGAAUCCUGAAUGUGUGGUAGGGUCACGUGCAAAGACUUGCAAAGGGGUCUUGCCGGACGUGAACUAUCAGGGACUUCUGUGGAAUGUUUAAAGUUGUUUUUAAGUUUAAAUCCAGGCAGUGUUAACGCGGGGAGGUGUGAAAUGUGCCUUUCUCAGUCGACCAGGAGCUCGCUCUCUGCCGGGACAGGGAGAAGCAGGCAGUGCCUUUGGAACUCACUUGCAGGCUGCAAGGUCUCUAUCUCGGCAGGGGCAGCACUGCGCAGCCUGACCAGCAGGGGCAGCACCGCGCAGCCUGGACUGCGCUCUUCUCUGUGCCCACAGCAGCCCCGAACAAACCAGGAUCUUAUUCAGAUGCUGGCUGCCCAGAUAGAGCCACCCAAGUGAAAUGGCCAUCAUCGAAACUCUGUACCUCAGUUUUCAGAUAACCCUCCCACUCAAAUCUAACUUGAUCCUCACAAUAACCCUCGGUGGUGGAUCUUUGUGUGUUGUUGUUCCCUUACAAGAAAAAGGAGCCGGGGUUCACGGUGAUUAAGGACAUGAUGCCCUACAUUGCCCAGUGUAAGGAAGAAUGGAUGCCAUAUUUCAGGUUUGCUGCUUCCUGAAAACUGAAUUCUUUCUCUCCUACAACACUCCUCCUCAAUAAAUGAGUCCUCUCUUCCCCGCCCCCUACAGGCCGGGUUCAGGUGUGCAGCCCCUGCCCUUGACUCAGCCCAGGUGUGCAAGGGCCAGUUAGCUUUGUGGACAGAGCACAACGAUUCGAGCUGUGUUGCCAAGGGAGACCUAGAGGAGGGCGAGACAAGGUUGGCACAAAGCCAUCCGGGCUCCAGGAACAGGAAGUACACGAUUGGGUUCGAAAGUGUGCCUUCUUCAGGACACAUGUAGCAUCCCUAAGUCUGAGCUUCCUGCUCCACUCCUGGGAGAGGCUCGGGAUGUGGGGCCCAGGCUCCCCUCCCACACCAGGCCGUGGUCACCCCACAGGACAGCCACAGCCACGCAGGAAGGCCUGUCCGCGGGGCCCUGAGGGGAAACGGUCAGUGGGAGAAUUACUGCCUUUAUGUUGGGACUACUUUUAUGCUGGUAACUUGGAUUUCUUGAUAGUUUUUAGUCUCAGAAUCCCCAUAUUUACGUCAUAAGAUUUAGCUCCUAGUUCUUUGAGGAAGUCACAUCAGAUUCUAUCGUGUAAGAGUCAACACGUGCCCAGCGCUGAGGGGAAGCUGUUUCUGGACAGCUUCACCCCUGGGAAGCGAUGGGAUAGGAACUCAGGGCGCCCUCACUCCCUCCCCUGACCCGAUCCUUUUCUUCAACUAGCAGACCCCCACGUUAGAGCACCAAGGGUCUCCUCUCUCCAAAGCAGUGCACAUGCCCCAGGCGGGUCUGUCUCCCUGCCUCUCUGACUUACCUGGAGAGCGUCACUCAGCAUCUACAAAACAAGGGGAGUCCUCUAGAAGGCCUCCGCGGUCCCUUUGGCUCUGACACUAGGGUUUGCAGAGAAUCCCCACUUGGCAUUGACCACCACCAGGAAGUUAGAGGGUGUGUCAUGAGACGGUGACCGGCAGGUGGCGCUGCGUCCCACCCCGGGGUGAUGGAUGGUUCGAAAAUGAACGUUGGUGCCUUUUGUGUCACCAGUUAAUGUAAUAGAUGCUAAUGUUUUAGUCAGAAUAAGCACUGAUCUUAUAACAAAGAUAUAAGCUUUUCUUGCAGGAGAUUUCCUGUCAUAAAACUAGUGUCAUGUAUCACUGAAGAGCCAACAGCAAUGGUCCUUCCGUCUCAAGAUGUUAUUCCGAUUGGCUUAGAGGCUGUCUCCGGCGGCGGAGAGAGCAGAUUGGCAGGAAGCUUCCCUUCCCUCCUGUCAGCUUUCAGGGUAAUUUGAUUGUGAAAGUGUGAAUUUUCUGGACAGGAAAGGGGAAGGUACUGUUUGUUUUUUAAAAGAAGUUUAAUGUCUGUUAUAUCACAAAUCAGUGUUAAAAUACUAAUACUGUAACCAAAAUAAAUGUCUUAUAUUACCAAGAAA
Molecule: messenger RNA, 4255 nt
Organism: Pipistrellus kuhlii (Kuhl's pipistrelle)
Lineage: Eukaryota; Metazoa; Chordata; Mammalia; Chiroptera; Vespertilionidae
Gene: DUSP3
Product: dual specificity phosphatase 3
Exons: 5
Coding region: 219-776 (185 amino acids)
Biological process (GO): protein dephosphorylation; negative regulation of MAPK cascade
Cellular component (GO): cytoplasm
Molecular function (GO): protein tyrosine/serine/threonine phosphatase activity; MAP kinase phosphatase activity
Source: RefSeq, a predicted model, not a curated record